Molecule: messenger RNA, 1672 nt
Organism: Andrographis paniculata
Lineage: Eukaryota; Viridiplantae; Streptophyta; Magnoliopsida; Lamiales; Acanthaceae
Product: protein phosphatase 2C 37-like
Exons: 4
Coding region: 151-1422 (423 amino acids)
Biological process (GO): protein dephosphorylation
Cellular component (GO): nucleus; cytosol
Molecular function (GO): cation binding; protein serine/threonine phosphatase activity
Source: RefSeq, a predicted model, not a curated record
UCUCUUUUUCUUCUGGGUCCGCUCAUUUGAGAUUUUCGUAUCUCUCAGAUUGAUUGAUUGAUUGUUUGCUCUCGGAAUAAUAGCUGUGGAGAGCUUCGAUUCUUGGUUGUGUGAAUUGUAGCAGGAAUUUUGAUUUGGAUUGGAGGAGUAAUGGCGGGGAUGUGCUGUGGAGUUAAUAUCGGUGAGACGGAGGCGACGGCGCCGGUGGAGCCGAGUUCGAAAUCGGCGAGGAGGAGGAGGAUGGAAAUCCACCAGUUCAACUUUGUUCCGACCGAUUCGGCGGUGGCGCCGCCGCUUGAAGGAGGAGGUAAGGUGAAGAGGCAGAAGAUCGACGCUGUGGUGCCUGUUUUGCCGUCGAGAGAGUGCGCGAACGCUGUUGAGAAGUCCGAUCUUAUUGGAGAAGAGAAGGCGGUGAAGGAGGAGAAUCAGGUCGCCGGUGAGGCGGAGAAAGAAUCGGCGCCGUCGUUUGAUCUAUCAUCUCCGCCGCUAGAUUUGAUUAACGAAAGCUCUAUUGCUCAGGAUUGCCCCAAAUUCGGUAUGACUUCCGUCUGCGGCAGGAGACGAGAUAUGGAAGACGCUGUAGCUAUUCAUCCGGCGUUUUGCCGCCAUAAUCCGAAUUUUCGAAGCGGAUUGCAUUUCUUCGGCGUCUACGAUGGUCAUGGCUGCUCUCACGUUGCGAAGCGUUGCCGCGACAGGAUGCACGAAAUUGUGAGAGGCGAAUUCCAGAACGGAGACUCGUCGUCGUGGGAGCAAAUUAUGGUCGAGAGCUUCUCGAAGAUGGAUAAGGAAGUCGUCGAGUGCUCCGGCGGCCCUACCACCGCCUGCCGCUGCGAGCUCCAGACUCCGCAGUGCGACGCCGUCGGAUCCACCGCCGUAGUUGCUGUUGUAACUCCAGACAAAAUCGUCGUCUCCAAUUGCGGCGACUCUCGCGCCGUCCUCUGCCGGAACGGCGUCGCUAUUCCCCUCUCCGUCGAUCAUAAGCCUGACCGACCAGACGAACUCGAUCGGAUCCAGGACGCCGGCGGCCGUGUCAUAUUCUGGGACGGUCCUAGAGUUCUCGGAGUGCUAGCAAUGUCUAGAGCAAUCGGCGACAACUAUCUGAAACCCUACGUGAUCUCCGAGCCGGAGGUGACGGUGACGGAAAGGUCGCCGGACGACGAAUGUCUAAUACUCGCCAGCGACGGCCUAUGGGACGUGGUAUCAAACGAGACGGCGUGCGGCGUCGCGCGCAUGUGCCUCCAGUCGCGGAAACCGCCGUCUCCCCCUGGAUCGCCGGGAAAUGACAUCACCGUGACGGAGGCGGAGCAGAGCUCCGACAAGGCGUGUUCCGACGCGUCGAUUCUUCUGACGAAGCUCGCCUUGGCUCGCCACAGCACGGAUAACGUCAGCGUCGUCGUCGUCGAUCUCCGGCGAACUCCAUGAACGAUGGAUCGGAAAACAAAUUUCUUAAAUAUUAUUUAAUAUUAAUAUUAUAUAUACAUUUUAAAAAAAAAUGAAAAUUAUAUUAAAGGGAUAUAUAAUUUUCAACGGCCAGAUUUAGAUCUCGAUUAGUUCUUCUAAUUUUCAGAAGAAAAAAAAAAUGUAAAAUGAUGCGAGCUAAUUAAGCUCAUCAUCAUAAUCAUUAAAUGUCAAGUGGUAUUUUUAUUUAAUUAUUCUAUUUGGGAACUUUCAA